CUCUUUUUCGUCAUUCCAAUUUUUCAAGCUGAAAAGAAAAGAACGUCGUGUGCGUGUUUUGAUGGCGCGAUAAGUGGAAAAAAUAAAAACAAUUUUUGCAGCUUUGUGAAAAUACAAUUGAUGGCAAAACGAGUGCGUUUAAAGUUUAAAGUUUAAGUGAAUAUUAGCAGUGCACAAUAUAUAUAUAAAUCCGAUUGAAAAGUGCAAGAAAAACCAUAAAAAAGAACUAAAAGCAACGGAAAAAUAACUUCUGGAAUAAUUUCGGGCCUUUUUUAUUAGCAAAUUUAAAAAUAGCUGCGAAAACAUUCAGCUUCAACUGGUGACUGGGAACUAUCCAACUUCGAGUGGCUUACGCAUGCCUUUGAAUUUGCAUCUUCGCACCCGCACAGCAGCCAGCAAAAGCCAUCGCAGAAAACCCUAUGGAUGACCCAUCAAUAAAAAAACGGUUAAUAGAUUUGUAUACUGACGAACAUGAAUACGAUGAAGUUCAGGAGCUGCCAGAAGAGUCAAGCAUUCAGCCACCGGAGUCAUCAGCCAGCAAUCCAAGCACGAACGGUGCCAGUAACUCAGGCCCUGCAACUGCAAGUAAAUCAGGAACAGCAGCAGGAGGACCAUCAUCUGCGUUUGAACCUCAGUCACCAGCCAUAGCCAUUGUUGCGGACUCAGUUCCCGAGCUGCCAGCGCCCAAGCAGAAAUCUGUAAAGAACUCCAAGAGCAAACAGAAGCAGAAGCAGUUGGCCAACAAGUCGAAGAUACCGCGUUCCCCAUCGCUGGCAAGCAGUCUGAGCAGUCUGGCCAGCAGUCUGAGUGGUCACAGGGAUCGGGAUAAAGAUCGGGACAAGGAUCGAGAUCGGGAGAACCACAAUUCCGUGCCUCCGCAGACGCCGCCCUUGCCAGCGAGCUACAAGCAGAGCCAGAUGAAUGGUGACUCCACAACUGCAGCCGGUGGUGGUGUUUCUGCCCCAGCCACGCCCACAUCCGCCAACAAUAACAAUGCGAGCAACAAGAACGGCAGCAUAAUGGGCGGGGCAUCGGACAACGCCAAUUCUGUUCUCCAGGCACCAGGUGAACGGAGCAGCCUCAAUCUGACACCCCUCUCCCGGGACCUGGGUGUCGGUGGACAUUCCCUGGAGCCCACGACGCCAGCGACCACGCCGACGACGCCAAGCCUAGCAUUACCAAAAAAUUUUCAGUAUUUAACCCUGACAGUGCGCAAGGAUGGCAAUGGAUACGGCAUGAAGGUUUCCGGGGAUAAUCCUGUAUUUGUGGAAAGCGUUAAGCCCGGCGGAGCAGCCGAAAUUGCAGGCCUGGUUGCUGGCGAUAUGAUACUAAAGGUAAAUGGCCAUGAAGUACGCCUGGAAAAGCAUCCAACUGUAGUGGGUCUUAUAAAAGCUUCUACAACUGUGGAACUGGCAGUGAAGCGAAGUCAGAAGCUAACGCGACCCACUUCCGUGUCCGUGGUGACGCCCUCGACACCCAUUCUUUCUGGACGAGAUCGCACGGCUUCCAUCACUGGACCACAACCAGUGGAUAGCAUCAAACGGCGGGAGAUGGAGACGUACAAGAUCCAGACGUUGCAGAAAAUGCUGGAGCAGGAGAAACUCAAUCUGGAGCGUUUGAAGAGCGAUCAGAACAAUCCCAGCUACAAGCUGUCGGAGGCGAACAUCCGCAAACUGCGCGAGCAACUGCAUCAGGUGGGAGCCGAGGAUGCACCGACUGUUAAACUUCAGGCGGCCGCCGGCAAUAAGAACACAGCAUUACUAACGCCCAACCAAAUCCAACACUUGUCCGCGUCCGCCACUCACAGCAAUCAGCAAUUCCAUCAACUUCACCACCACCACAAUCUCAAUCUCCACAAUCUUCACAACAACAAUUAUCCGCCACAGCAGCAACAGCAGCAGCCAGCUAGCACUUCACCCGCAUUCCUGUCCCUCCUGCCGCGUUCCCUUUCGUCCCUGUCGCUGGGCACGCGCAAGAACAAGAUCGAGAAGGACCUAACCCCCUCCUCGUCUCCGUUCGGUCUCACCACGGACUUUCUGCAGCAGCAGCGGCAGGAGGCCAUGUCGCAGUCCAUGCACCAGCAGCACAGCAGCACGCCCACCUCGCAGCAGGCGUACUUCCAUCAGCAGCAGCAUCGAGGAUUCAAGGAUUCGUCUGGACCCUCGUCAAAGGGCAAGAACAAGUUCCUGAUUUCGAGGAGUUUGAUCGAGGAGGAUGUGCCGCCGCCACUGCCGCAGCGGAAUCCCCCCCGGCAGUUGAACUUGGACCUGAAAAAUGGCAAUGCCACGCACCUGGUGGCUCCUGUUUCGGAUCUCGAUCGGGCCACCAGUCCCCAGUUGAAUAGGUCGCAGCAGCAACCGAGCAGCACAGACAACAGUCCGAGCAAUGCCAAGUCGUCAAAGCGAUCCAAGAUAAAAACGAAGGCCUUGUCCGAUCCCAAGAUGUCCACCCAGAUGUUUCUGCAAAUGGAAUCGGCCUGUGCAGCGGGUGGUGGGGCAGCCGGAGGAGGAUCCAUCGAAGUGGACGGUGGUCCGCCACCGCUGCCUCCCCGUUUGCCGGGCAUGAUGACGGAGGACAUGAGCCGUGGCAGUUGUCAGAACCUGGCGCAGCCCAAUUCCGUGGGCACAGCCUUCAACUAUCCCCUGGUUUCCACCACAACGGCCGUGCAGAACGACAACCUGAACAUAGCCUUUCCUUUGUCCCAGCGGCCAAACAUUGUGCAGCAACUGCAGCAAUAUCAGCAGCAGCAGCAACAUCAAAUGAGCGGUGGCCAGGCCACAGGCGCCUUGGGACAGACACCGAAUUUGGUAAAAAACAAGCAUCGCCGAGUUGGCUCUUCACCAGACAAUAUGCAUCCACGACAUCCGGAUCGCUUGACAAAAACUACUUCGGGCUCGUGGGAGAUUGUGGAGAAAGAUGGCGAGGUCUCUCCGCCCGGAACACCGCCUCCGCCGUAUUUAUCCAGCUCGCACAUGACUGUGCUGGAGGAUCCCAACGAGAACUGUCGCGGAGCUACAGCAGGAGUCUUUAUCGAGUCGCAUCAGUUUACACCGAUGGCAGGAGCCUCUUCGCCCAUCCCGACGUCCCUACAUUCCGGCCACAUACAGGCGGCCCAGUCGAACGACACGCAAAGGGAGAUCAUUUCGAUGGAGGACGAGAACUCUUCGGACAUGGAGGAGCCCUUCAUCGACGAGAACGGACCGUUCAACAAUCUGACGCGUUUGUUGGAGGCCGAGAACGUCACCUUCCUAGCCAUCUUCCUGAACUAUGUGAUCUCGAACUCGGAUCCCGCGCCACUUCUUUUCUACCUGAUCACCGAGCUGUACAAGGAGGGCACCUCCAAGGACAUGCGCAAGUGGGCCUACGAGAUCCACUCGACAUUCCUGGUGCCACGUGCUCCCCUGUCGUGGUAUCGCCAGGAUGAGUCGCUGGCCCGCGAGGUGGACAACGUGCUGCAACUGGAGUUCGACAAGGUGGAGAUCCUGCGCACCGUCUUCUUGCGCAGCCGCAAGCGGGCCAAGGAUUUGAUCACCGAGCAGCUGCGCGAGUUCCAGCAGAAGCGCACCGCUGGCCUGGGCACCAUCUACGGACCCACGGACGAGAAGCUGGCCGAGGCGAAGACAGACAAGUUGAAGGAGCAAAUCAUCGACAAGUACUUGAUGCCCAAUCUGCAUGCGCUGAUUGAGGAUGAGAAUGGUUCGCCGCCGGAGGAUGUGCGUAAGGUGGCCUUGUGCUCGGCCCUUUCCACAGUCAUCUAUCGAAUUUUCAACACUCGUCCGCCGCCGAGCAGCAUUGUCGAGCGGGUCCACCACUUUGUAAGCAGAGACAAGAGCUUCAAGUCACGUAUUAUGGGCAAAAAUCGCAAGAUGAAUGUUCGUGGUCAUCCAUUGGUAUUGCGUCAAUACUAUGAAGUGACGCACUGCAAUCAUUGUCAGACGAUUAUCUGGGGUGUGAGUCCGCAAGGUUAUCAUUGUACAGACUGUAAAUUGAAUAUACACCGCCAAUGCUCGAAAGUAGUUGACGAGAGUUGUCCCGGUCCAUUGCCCCAGGCGAAACGUCUAGCCCACAACGAUAAAAUCAGUAAAUUCAUGGGAAAAAUUCGACCACGCACCAGCGACAUUACUGGAAAUGAGAAACGCAGUCGCCCAGAUGAGGAUGUGGACGUUGAGUUGACUGCAGAUCGCGGACAGCCGUCGAUAGUGCGCCAACCUUCGGAUCGUCGGCCGGAUGCGAACAUAUCGAUACGCUCGAAUGGAAAUACAUCCUGCAACACUUCGGCGCUGAACACCACCGACCUGCAGAGUUCGUUUCACGGCAGCUGUGCCAACGACAGUAUUAACCCCGGUGGUGCAGCCGGAUGCAACAUGGAUCUGUCCACGAGUGUGGCCUCUACGGCUCCGUCGAGCAGUGGAUCCGUAUCCGCCGGCCUGAGUGCGUUUACCGAGCUGAAUGCACCGGAUGCAGUGGAGAAGGAUGCACGUAGGGAGCGUUACAGUCAGCAUCAUCCGAAGCAUAAAAGCGCGCCAGUCUCUGUUAAUCGCUCCGAAUCCUACAAGGAGCGCUUGUCCAACAAGAGGAACCGCAACAGUCGCCGCAAGACCUCUGAUCCAAGUUUGUCGUCGCGUCCCAACGAUGAGCAACUGGACUUGGGUUUGGCGAAUGCCAACUAUGUGGCCAGUUCCAAUUCUAGUCUCUCUUCAGCUGGAGGCAGCGAGAGUCCCAGCACUUCGAUGGAGCACUUUGCUGCCACUGGUGCUGCCGGUGGCGUCCAGGUACCGCCGAUUGGGCUGAACCACAGCCAGCAUCCACACCAGCUUAUCCAGCAGCAUGCCCAGCUGUACUGCCAGCAGGAUUCCUUUCAGGCGGGUUUGGCAGGAGCUGGAGCAGGUGCAGGAGGUAGUACGGCCAGCAACUCAAGCUUCUGGAAUGCCGGCCAUCCGUUGGCCAGGCAAUGGAACCUGGAGAGCGACGACGAGGACGAUGUCAACGAGGCCGACUGGAGUUCCAUGGUGGCCGCCGAGAUGCUGGCAGCUUUGACGGAUGCCGAAAAGAAGCGUCAGGAGAUUAUCAAUGAAAUCUACCAAACUGAACGCAACCAUGUGCGCACCCUCAAACUGCUGGAUCGUCUGUUCUUCCUGCCACUCUACGAGAGUGGACUGCUGUCGCAGGAUCAUCUGCUGUUGCUGUUCCCGCCCGCACUGCUCUCGCUUCGUGAGAUUCACGGCGCCUUCGAGCAGCGUCUGAAGCAGCGACGCAUCGAGCAAAACCACAUUGUGGAAACCUUGGGAGACCUGCUAGCCGACAUGUUCGACGGCCAGUCCGGAGUUGUGCUCUGCGAGUAUGCUGCGCAGUUCUGUGCCCGCCAGCAAAUCGCCCUGGAGGCCCUGAAGGAGAAGCGCAACAAGGAUGAGCCGCUGCAGAAGCUGUUGAGGAAGUCGGAGUCGCACAAGGCAUGUCGACGGCUCGAACUGAAGGACUUGUUGCCCACUGUGCUGCAGCGUCUCACCAAGUACCCUUUGCUGUUUGAAAACCUGUACAAGGUGACGGUGCGAUUGCUGCCGGAGAACACCACCGAGGCGGAGGCCAUCCAGCGAGCCGUGGAAUCCUCGAAAAGGAUUCUCGUCGAGGUCAACCAUGCCGUGAAAACAGCCGAGGAUGCUCACAAAUUGCAAAACAUUCAGCGCAAACUAGACAGAUCCUCCUAUGACAAGGAGGAGUUUAAGAAGUUGGACCUGACCCAGCAUCACCUGAUCCAUGACGGAAACCUGACGAUCAAGAAGAAUCCUAGCGUCCAGCUGCACGGCUUGUUGUUUGAAAACAUGAUCGUAUUGCUGACCAAGCAGGAAGAUAAAUACUAUCUAAAGAACCUGCACAACCCGGCGGGGUUGACCAAUAAGCCUGUUAGUCCCAUUAUGAGCAUCGAUGCCGAGACUUUGGUGCGCCAAGAGGCGGCCGACAAGAAUUCCUUUUUCCUCAUCAAGACAAAGACAUCACAAAUGUUGGAACUGCGUGCGCCCAGCAGCUCGGAAUGCAAGACAUGGUUUAAGCACAUCUCGGAUGCUGCUGCCCGCCAGUCGAAGAAUCGUUCGAAGAACGCCUCGAACAGCCAUGACACGAGUACUAGUGACCCAGCGCUCACUGCUAUUCCGCAUUCCAGCACCAAGGAGUCGCUGGAGCUGACCACCGAUUGUGCCCAGCCAAUGGCGGCGACAGCCACGGUGACCACCACACCCCUGGCACCCAUGCUACCGAUAGCCACUGUGACGCCGGCUCCAGCUACGAACAAUGUUAGCUCCCUUACCGGCGUGCAGCUGCGUAAUACGCAAAAGGAUGUGGUGGCAAAUGAAUCCGAUGCAGAUUAUGUCAACACACCGAAGCCACAACGUUCGAGCCAGAAUGAAGUUAAUCGAUCCAUGUCCAUACGGAGCACUGGGGAGCCCAGCCAAAAGUAUUCCGCAACUGGAUCAUCAGAGGCGGCAAACGACGUCACAUUGCGCCACUCUCAGUCGGCGCGCGAAUCGGUUAGGCCAGGAUCGAGUGGCGAGGAAAGGAACUCCACCUACGGCAUGGUGGGUGGUCACUCCAAGCGCGAUAGUGCCAGCAUAGUCUGCUCGAACAACUCGAACAACACGCGCACGCUGCUGAUGCAGAGCCCCCUGGUGGAACCCACGGCCAUCCAGGUCAGCAUCAGUCCAGCCCACACGGCGGAACCCGUGCUGACGCCGGGCGAGAAGCUGCGGCGCCUGGAUGCCUCCAUCCGGAGUGACUUGCUGGAGAAGCAGAAAAUCAUUUGUGAUAUCUUCCGUUUGCCCGUGGAGCACUACGACCAGAUUGUGGACAUUGCCAUGAUGCCGGAGGCCCCGAAAGACAGUGCAGAUAUUGCCCUCGCUGCCUACGAUCAGAUUCAAACGCUGACCAAGAUGCUGAACGAGUACAUGCACGUGACGCCCGAGCAGGAGGUCUCAGCGGUGUCCACUGUGGUCUGUGGCCACUGUCACGAGAAGGAGAAGCUGCGCAGGAAGGUGUUGGCGUCGGCGGCAUCAUCCUCAUCGCCGCCACCGCUGCCGCCGCCGAACAGGCAGCAUGCCCAGGCCCAGGCCCAGAUACCGCCAUCGCGCCUGAUGCCCAAACUACAAACCCUUGAUCUUGACGAAGUUGCCAUACACGAGGACGAUGACGGGUACUGUGAGAUCGACGAACUGCGCUUGCCAGCGAUACCCUCCAAGCCGGCACAUGAGAGGCCCACCACGCCACUGGCUCCAUUUAAAACUGAGUCGAAAACUUCACCAUCUGUUGUGCUAGAGUCGACGAAACGCCAAAGCAUGGAAGUUGUUCCUGAGAGUCUGCCAGUGGAGAAGGCAGAGAUCGAGGCCGAGGUUGUGGCUUUGGCAGAGAAGGAAGCACAGGUUUUGGAUACACGACCUACUACAAGUGAACCAAGUAGCCAAGACAAUCACAAUACGGAGGCGGAGAGCACCAAGGAAGUGGCUGAUUUGACGAUAGCUGAUAAUGAGCUGCCGGCAACUGCAUCAACUGAUGGGCUGCCAAGCCAGAGUAGCGAGAUUAAAACAACAGAAAACGAAGAAAAACAAAAUCUUGUGGCGGACGAACAAGUGGCCAACGACAGAGCCAUCGAACAAGUGACAGUAUCCAGAGUCGAUAGCUCAACGCAGACAUCACCUAUAGAAGCGGAAAAGCUACCAACUGGAGCUGGAGGAUCGGGCAGCACCUGUGGGCCGAAUCGCAUCCAGCAUGCCAGUGUGCUGGAGCCGAGUGUGCCUUGCCAUGCACUCAGCAGCAUUGUGACAGUACUGAAUGAGCAGAUUUCCAUGCUUUUGCCAAAAAUUAACGAGCGCGAUAUGGAAAGGGAGCGAUUGCGAAAGGAAAAUCAACACCUGCGCGAACUUCUAAGUGCGCUGCAUGACAGACAGCGAGUUGAUGAAGUAAAGGAAACUCCGUUUGAUCUUACGAGGCUGAUGCAUGCUGAGGAUGUAGAGUUUGACGAUGACAUUGACGCCAUUUCCAACAGUUCGCUGACGCCAACGCCCACGCCGAUACCCACGGCUUCACCUAUUGGCCAAGUUCAGACACCGGAAGCCAUUAGAGUUAACAGCACUGAGGAUGAGGAAUGAAUAGGAAACUUGUUUAACUUUUUUUUUGUAUAAAAUACAUAUUUGUUCUGUUUUUGCCCCCCUACACGCAUUUGACCAAUUGAAUUGGCGGCGUCUGUGUUUUACAAGUAGCCUUUCUUAGAGCAUGCCUUUUACUACUGUUAAUGUAGCUUCAUUUGUUUUCCUAAAAUAUAUAUAUGAUGUAUUCCACAAGAACACCGUAACACACUUUGAAUUAAGCCUAACAAUGUCCCCUCGUAAAACUAAUUAAAUACAUAUAUAUAUUCAUAUUAUCGACUUAAAGAAAUAUCAGCUAAAUACACAAUGUUUGAUACAUUUAUAAAGAGAACAAUAAACCAUAUAGUUAUUGAGAUUGAAAA
Molecule: messenger RNA, 8491 nt
Organism: Drosophila gunungcola (fruit fly)
Lineage: Eukaryota; Metazoa; Arthropoda; Insecta; Diptera; Drosophilidae
Gene: RhoGEF2
Exons: 24
Coding region: 420-8132 (2570 amino acids)
Biological process (GO): G protein-coupled receptor signaling pathway
Cellular component (GO): cytoplasm
Molecular function (GO): G protein-coupled receptor binding; guanyl-nucleotide exchange factor activity
Source: RefSeq, a predicted model, not a curated record